AUGGGUUACGUAUAUUCUAGGCAACCCGUUCUAGCAGACGAGGUACAAACGUUUAAAGCGCUGAUAACGGUUCACAAGGUCCUCCAAGAAGGUCACCCGAUAACGGUUAAAGAGGCACAAGCCCAUGUUCCAUGGCUAGAUAGUUUAGUAAGAGGUGUUGCAGGCGAGGGCCUCCGAGGGUAUGGCCCAUUAAUUCGGGAAUAUGUCUUUUAUUUGGAAUCUAAGUUGGCGUUUCACCGCCAGCAUCCCGAGUUCAACGGUGAGUGCCCAGUUUCAAAUUUGUCGACUGCGACCAUCAGUGAGCUUUGCAUUAAUGUUGAACGACUAGGCCUAUUUGAGUACGAGGAGUAUAUUAGUCUCAAAUCGAUCAACGAUCCGAAUGAGGGUUACGAAACCAUCACCGAUCUGAUGGCCCUACAAGACCAGAUUGAUGCCUUUCAAAAGCUUAUAUUCUCCCAUUUCCGCAGCGGCGCCAACAAUGAAUGCAGGAUUUCGGCGCUUGUGCCAUUGGUUCAGGAGAGUUACGGUAUAUACAAGUUUAUCACCAGUAUGCUGAGAGCGAUGCAUACGACAACGGGCGAUGAGGAGGCAUUGGAGCCUCUCCGCGAAAGAUACGAUGCACAGCACUAUCGACUUGUGAGGUUCUACUACGAAUGCUCCAAUCUCAGAUACCUGACUAGCCUGAUUACCGUUCCGAAACUCCCGCAACAACCGCCAAACUUGUUGAGUGAAGACGAGGACCGCCCGGCACUGCCCAAGCGGCCAGCUAAGGAGGUCGAGAAAGAACCGACGCCGCCCCCGAAAUCACUCAUUCCAGAUCCGGAACCUAUCAACGAUUUUUGGUCCACGGAAGCCAAGAGGCAACAGGAAGAGUACGAAGCUGAGCAGCGUCGGCUCCAACAGCAGUGGGACGAUCAACAACGGCAACAACUGCUUGCCCAACAGCAGGCCCAGAGAGAUUUUGAGGAACAACAGCGGUUGCAGGCAGAACAGCAGAGAUUGGCUCAGGAGCAACUACUCAGGGACCAGUAUCAACAGCAAACCCAAGGCCGUUUAGCGGAACUCGAACAGGAAAAUCUAAAUGCACGUGCGCAAUACGAACGAGACCAGCUUAUGCUACAGCAGUACGACAAACGGGUUAAAGAUUUGGAAGAACAGCUUAAUCAACUGAACUCUAACUAUUCUCUGCAAAAUUCGUCAAAGGAUGACCAGAUACGUGCUUUGCAGGAACAAGUCAACACAUGGCGGUCGAAAUACGAAGCGCUUGCGAAGCUAUAUUCACAAUUACGGCAGGAACAUCUCGAUCUUCUCCAAACUACAAAGUCCCUGAAACUUAAGGCAGCUUCGGCUCAAGAAGCAAUAGAUAGGCGAGAGCGGCUGGAACGCGAGAUGAAGACCAAGAAUCUAGAGCUUGCCGAUAUGAUUAGGGAACGUGACAGGGCGCUCCAUGAGAGAGAUCGUAUCUCCGGCGGAAACAAGGAGGAGCUCGAGAAACUGAAGCGAGAGUUGCGCCUGGCCAUUGAGAGAGCGGAAAAUGCAGAGCGUGCGAAGGGCUCUGAGAUCUCCGCCAUGCUCUCGAAAUACAAUAGAGAAAUGGCUGACCUUGAGGAAGCCCUUAGGAACAAGAACCGUGCCCUUGAAGAAGCGCGCAAUAGUACUGGUGAACGCGAUCACGAUCACGACCUUGCGUUGCGAGAAAAGGACGAGGAGAUUGAAGUGUACAAAUCCGGGAUGGAACAAGCCUUGAUGGAGCUAGAAGAGCUCAAAUUAAACCAAGGAGACGUGGACAAGGCCCUUGACACGCAAAUUGACGACGUUCUUUUAAGCUCUGUGGCGAAAAUCAAUGACAUUAUCGACUCUGUUUUGCAAAGCGGCAUCCAACGAGUGGAUGAUGCUUUGUACGAGCUUGACUCGACGAUGCAAGCUGGUAACCAAAACGCCUCGCCAUCAUAUGUGCUCUCGCAGAUUGAGAAAGCGUCCGCCAGCGCUACCGAAUUUUCCACCGCAUUCAAUAACUUCAUCGCGGACGGCCCCAACAGUACGCAUUCCGGGAUUAUACUCACAGUCAGCGUUUUCUCCGGAUCCAUCGCGGAUGUUCUCAGCAACACCAAAGGCCUGACCCGGUUUGCCACAGACGAUAAAAAGGCUGACCAGCUUAUCAAUGCUGCGCGGCAGUCUGCACAGUCAACGAUGGCCUUUUUCCGAUCUCUGCAGUCUUUCCGGCUGCAAGACCUUGAGCCUUUACAAAAGACAGAUGUGGUGAUCAAUAACAAUCAUGAAGUUGCGGUUAACCUACAAAAGCUCUCCAAGCUCGUCGAUGCGUUUGCUCCCAAGAGCACCAAGCUCAACGGUACGGGCGAUCUCGGUGACCUUGUCGACCGCGAACUGUCCAACGCAGCAAACGCCAUCGAAGCAGCUGCUGCGCGACUUGCCAAGCUCAAGAAGAAGCCGAGAGAUGGGUACUCGACCUACGAACUACGGAUUCAUGAUUCUAUCCUCGAAGCAUCGAUUGCUGUGACCAAUGCCAUUGCAGAGCUUAUCAAGGCAGCUACCGCGUCCCAGCAAGAGAUUGUCCGAGAAGGGCGCGGUAGCUCCUCCAGGACGGCGUUUUACAAGAAGAACAAUCGGUGGACCGAAGGGCUGAUUUCGGCCGCAAAAGCUGUGGCUACAUCGACUAACACGUUGAUUGAAACCGCAGACGGAGUGAUCUCUGGAAGGAACUCACCUGAACAGCUCAUUGUGGCCAGUAACGAUGUGGCAGCGAGCACAGCGCAGCUUGUGGCCGCUAGUCGUGUCAAGGCGACAUUCAUGAGCAAAACUCAGGAUCGCCUGGAGACUGCCAGCAAAGCUGUGGGAGCAGCCUGCAGGGCGCUGGUACGCCAAGUACAGGAUAUCAUCGCAGAGAAGAACCGUGAUGAGACCGAGGCCGUCGACUACUCUAAGCUGAGUGGACAUGAAUUCAAGGUCCGAGAGAUGGAGCAGCAGGUUGAAAUCCUCCAACUGGAAAACAAGCUUUCGCAGGCAAGGCAGCGUCUGGGCGAAAUGAGAAAGAUAUCAUAUCUCGAGUAG
Uncinocarpus reesii 1704 is the source of this 3069-nucleotide messenger RNA. RefSeq names its product SLA2 protein. The coding region runs from base 1 to 3069 and encodes 1022 amino acids. The transcript is spliced from 7 exons. Lineage: Eukaryota; Fungi; Ascomycota; Eurotiomycetes; Onygenales; Onygenaceae. Gene Ontology annotation, cellular component: actin cortical patch; clathrin-coated vesicle. Gene Ontology annotation, molecular function: actin filament binding; phosphatidylinositol-3,5-bisphosphate binding; clathrin light chain binding. Gene Ontology annotation, biological process: actin filament organization; clathrin coat assembly; endocytosis. The record is from RefSeq and is a predicted model, not a curated record.